AUGGCCCCCCUACAAACUUCAAGCAACGUGUGUUCAUCCAGUUCUUCAUCCUGGAGUCGAAGAGGACGAAUUAUCACGGCUACCAUUAAUGUUCCGAGAUUAACAAAUAUUUCUCUUCCUGAGCUAAAAACAAAGGGAAUGGCAGAGGAACUUGACUUACACAAUUGCAUUGACAGAAAACGCAGCCCCAUCGAUGUCAAUAUAUUUAAAAGAAAUGAUAAUAAUGGUCAUGAUCCAUUGGUAAUGGCAAAACUCUAUGCAAUCCUGGAGGCUGUUGCAGAUAGGGUGGAGAUGUGCAAGAAUAUUGGAGAGAAAAGAAAUAAUUGGAAUUGCCUGCUUUUGACAUCGAUUAAUGCGCUCACACUCUCGGUGGCUGCAAUGGCAGGAAUUGCGGCUACAAGUGUAAUUGGUGGUGCUGCUCCGGUGGCGGCGUUAAAGCUUUCGUCCACCAUCAUGUAUCUUUCAGCAAUUGGGAUGCUGUCCAUAAUGAACAAGAUUCAACCAUCUCAACUUGCUGAGGAGCAAAGAAAUACAACUAGGUUGCUCAAGCAGCUUCACAAUCAGAUUUAG
Messenger RNA from Olea europaea var. sylvestris, 570 nucleotides. RefSeq names its product probable F-box protein At4g22030. The record is from RefSeq and is a predicted model, not a curated record. The coding region runs from base 1 to 570 and encodes 189 amino acids. NCBI's taxonomy places the organism in Eukaryota, Viridiplantae, Streptophyta, Magnoliopsida, Lamiales, Oleaceae. The transcript has a single exon.